Molecule: messenger RNA, 456 nt
Organism: Penicillium atrosanguineum
Lineage: Eukaryota; Fungi; Ascomycota; Eurotiomycetes; Eurotiales; Aspergillaceae
Product: nuclear transport factor 2 family protein
Exons: 1
Coding region: 1-456 (151 amino acids)
Source: RefSeq, a predicted model, not a curated record
AUGCAAGCCGCUCUCUCCCUCACCACUCGUGAGGCUGUCGCCGACGCCCUCUACCGCGCAGUUCUUGCCUUCGACACGGACGACCAAGCCCUUCUCGACUCCGCACUCACACACGACGCAGUCUUUGACCUUGAUGGUCGCAUCAUGAAUGGCCUAGACGCAAUUCACAGCGAAUGCUUUGCCACGGUUUCCAAAUUGGACACCACCCACUUCAUCAGCAAUGUGCGUAUCAAUGUGGUCGAAGGGGCAUCUGAAGCCUCAAUGACGGCUUCUGCACUCUCUCAGCACUUCCGUCCAGGCACCGGGAAGACCCCUGGUGCGACGAACUUGAUGGGCGGCUCGCUGUACGUAAUUGAUGUUGUGAAGGAUGAGGCAGAUGGACUCUGGAAGAUGAAGAAUUGGAAGAUGAAACUCAUCUGGAGUAAUGGCGAUUGGGGCGUGAUGAGCGGGAACUGA